Penicillium daleae is the source of this 1314-nucleotide messenger RNA. RefSeq names its product cytochrome P450. The record is from RefSeq and is a predicted model, not a curated record. The coding region runs from base 1 to 1314 and encodes 437 amino acids. NCBI's taxonomy places the organism in Eukaryota, Fungi, Ascomycota, Eurotiomycetes, Eurotiales, Aspergillaceae. Gene Ontology annotation, molecular function: heme binding; monooxygenase activity; iron ion binding. The transcript is spliced from 4 exons.
AUGCGCGGCACUCUUCCAUUUGAUAUGCUCGACUUACACAAACGCUACGGCGAUAUUGUUCGAAUUGCCCCGGAUGAACUCGCCUUCUCCCACCCUGAUGCUUGGAAAGAGAUAAUGGGACACAAGAAGGGAGAGCAAGAGUUCAGCAAAGCAGCGUGGUUCUAUCAACCGGUAGAAGGGCUACCCAGACAUAUUGUCAAUGAAGAGAGAGAAGAGCAUGGCCGCCUGCGCCGACAAAUGGCUCAUGGAUUUUCCGAAAAAUCAAUGCGAUCUCAGGAGCCUCUGAUACGGGGUUACGUGGAUUUUCUUCUUCAGAGACUCCGUGAAUUCUCUCAAGAUGGAAGUUCGGUCGUAAUCUCAGAUUGGUAUAAUUAUACAACCUUUGAUAUUAUCGGAGAUCUGGCCUUCGGUGAGCCGUUUGGCUGCCUGGAAGGCUCAAAUUAUGACACUUGGAUCAAAAGUAUCUUUAAAUCAGGACAGAUGGGUACAAUCUUGCAGUCACUAUCGUUCUUCCCUUCAAUCAAGAAAGCUUUGCUGUCGGUAGUCCCAAAGUCGAUGCGUGAGGCUCAAGAACAGCACAAACGCCUCACCAAGGCUAAGAUGCUACGAAGAAUGGAACGCACGGAGGAGAGGGACGAUUUGAUCGAAGGUCUACUCAAGAAGAGAGAUGAAUUGAAUCUGACUGCUGAAAAGUUGGUUGCAAAUGCCGAGAUUUUAAUUAUCGGUGGUUCGGAAACGACGGCUUCUUUGCUAAGUGGCGUAACUUACCUGCUUCUCACAAAUCAGGAUGCAUACGAAAAAUUGAAAGAUGAAGUGCGAAAUGCUUUCCAAUCUCAGGAUGAGAUCAACUUGAUCUCAGUCGCCCAGCUUCCAUAUCUUCAGGCGUGUCUGGAGGAAGGACUACGCAUGUACCCCCCUGUCGCCAAUGGACUGCCGCGGGUUUGCCCUUCUGGCGGAGCGACAAUACUGGGGAAUUUUAUACCAGAAAAUACAUAUGUCUCCAUUCAUCAAUGGGCCCUCUAUCGACGUGAAGAAUAUUUCAAGGAAGCAAAUGCCUAUCAUCCCGAAAGAUUUCUGGGCCACCCAGAGUUCAAGGAUGACAGAAGUGACGUGCUCCAGCCCUUCCAUGUUGGGCCUAGAAAUUGCCUAGGGCGAAACCUCGCGUAUAGUGAGAUGCGUCUGAUCGUUGCCCUGCUUAUCUUCGAGUUUGAUAUUCGGAUCUCCGAGGGAUCUGAUGAUUGGAUGCUGCAGAAGAACUUUCUUAUGUGGCAGAAACACCCUCUUCGGGUUUACUUGCAACCUGCCGUCGACUAA